Formica exsecta is the source of this 572-nucleotide messenger RNA. RefSeq names its product 28S ribosomal protein S36, mitochondrial. The transcript is spliced from 4 exons. The record is from RefSeq and is a predicted model, not a curated record. Bases 150 to 425 code for a protein of 91 amino acids. NCBI's taxonomy places the organism in Eukaryota, Metazoa, Arthropoda, Insecta, Hymenoptera, Formicidae. Gene Ontology annotation, biological process: 2-oxoglutarate metabolic process.
CUCGUCAAAAUAAGGUUAGUCAAAAGAAUCUGUCAAAACGCCAUCUGUAUACUGCACGACGAUGCGUCGAGAGGAGUACUUCUGCUGCGGACGAAAUUAGUCGUGUGGGAUAUCGCGCUGCCUUAUUCCUUAAAGCAAACAAAAAAAUUAUGAUGGCAAGCAAAGUUUGGAAGGUGGUCCAGCCGCACGUGCCGAUGAUCAAGUUUCGGAAGGGCGGCAUUAAUCACGCAGUUGCGGGCACGACGGCCGCUCCAUCUGCGAGAUCGUCAGGACCGUCUCAGACGCAGCAGAGCGCGGGUAAUGCUACGGGCCCUCGGGUGAUUGUUCUGCCGACGAUUGAAGACCUUCACCUGCCGCCGCGAUAUCAAAGACAGCCGAUAGAUGAAAAGGAAAUCGAAUAUAUUAAUCGUGGUGGGCCAGAAUGAGCUUGCAGCGCAAGUAUUUAGGAUCUUGUAAAUCUAUGCAAUAUCAUAACUUAUAUCAUAAAUGAAUUAACUGUGUUAUUGAUUGGUAAGACGCAAUGCGCCGUGUUCAAAUAAAUAAACGUGACGGGAGAGAUUCCGCGCUGCGAA